Messenger RNA from Pleurotus ostreatus (oyster mushroom), 1404 nucleotides. RefSeq lists its product as uncharacterized. Gene Ontology annotation, molecular function: protein binding. Bases 1 to 1404 code for a protein of 467 amino acids. Lineage: Eukaryota; Fungi; Basidiomycota; Agaricomycetes; Agaricales; Pleurotaceae. The transcript has 4 exons. The record is from RefSeq and is a predicted model, not a curated record.
AUGCCCUUCGACGUGAUUUUUAGCUUGUCUCUCCACCUUUCUGUGAAAGACCUUUGUGCACUACGCGCAACGUCACGACAACUUCGGCAUCUGGUACUAAACAGGUUGUUGUGGUCAAUCGCGCUUCGUGACAUACUGGAAAUUCGGCCAAUACCCCGGCUGAGCUAUGCGCUGGACGAUAUGUCACUUGAAGAACUUCUGAAAGCAACGAUUCGGUUGAACGCCCUAGAUAAAAAAAACAGAGGACUGGACCCUGAUGUCAAAUUGAUACAAAUCUCAAGUAUUGACGUAGGCACCGCCCCAGUCUUCGUCCCAGGAGGUCGCCAUUUUGUGACCGUACAGGAGCCCGAUGAUUCGUUCUUCAUACAUGACUUUGGGACGAGUGAUCUUUCUGCCGGACGACCGUUUCUCCCUCGUUUCGAACAUCAAGUCGUCUAUUGGCGCAUGGUGCCAGUUGGUGCGACUGAGUUCAAUAUAGCGGUUGCGACGCUGGACUUGGAAAGCUAUGCUGUAGGUCCUACUGGGUACCCACUGGACCGAUCUUAUGUCCACGUCUUUCACUACGAUAUUAUAACGAACAUCUGGGAAGAGAUCGACUACUUUUAUAUCGACGCGAGAUUCCAAGCGUUUUAUUUCGAUUCGGAGCUCCUCGCUAUGAUGUGGUGCCACGUGGCGAGUAGUCAUUCAGCCUACAUUCGCGACUAUGCUCGACACAAAGGUACUCCUGUCUUGGGGCUGACAGGGAUUGAUCUCACUUGUUCAGCGGGCUCGAUCGUCAUCCUUGACCAAUGUCACUUUGUAGUGGCCGCCGACGAGGUUGCUCACCUCUUUCGCUUACCGGCCUUCUUCCCCAUCUCCGGAACACAUGUUGCCGGAGCCACCGUCGACUAUUCGCCCAUUUGGCGGAGUAAUACCACACCGAAAUCUAUAGCGUUCCGAGCUCCCUUCGUCGCAGACAUGCGGCCUCUCAGCGGUAAAUCCCCAACCUCAAUACCGCCAACCAAGUGGAUGGUAUGGAGCGGAGAUUAUUGGCACGUCAUCACUCAAGGCACUGCACCCUUCGAGUAUAAUAUCGAACGUCGUCGGUGUUUACCAGGACGUCCAGAUUACACCGUAUUGGGUCACUGUUUCGGAAAGUUUUCUGCACUACACGGCACGUCGGACGAGGAACUAUUUAUACUUCCUCUUCCUAUCAAUCAUCAUCCGUGUAGUCGAGGGUUUGCGCGCCUCAAUGCACCGCCUGAUCCAGAUGACAUGCCCUCGACGGAGGUCCCUUUUCAUCUUGACGACGAGGAGGGUAUGGUGGUGCUCUCUUAUGAUGAGGAAUCUGGGCAUGUCUAUAUAGGCUUAGGAGAUCGGGAGUUGCCCGGUUGGCAGCGAAUAGUAGCUGCAACCCUCAGUUGA